CAGUGGUGAACUAAUCUAAUCAUUAUGUCUGUGAUUUAUCGAUACAGAUAAUAUCACACUUUCCAUUCCAUAAAGAAACUUGGGAGUACAGCCAUCCGUUGCAGUUCCAACAUGGCACCCUCACUCGCUUGUGGUUUUUGACAACUAAUAAAUAAUUGUUGUUAGUCCAAAAAUAUACAUUUAAGUAAAUGUACGUAAUCCUGGCAGAAAUUAAGCAUUUUCAAGCAUAAAAAAUGUUGUAAAUGAAGUGUGUGAAUACAGUUGAGGCCAUGGCAGACGUUGAUGAAGUGUAUUCCACUGGCCACCAGGUGUCACUAUUAACACCACACGCCAAUCAUUAUUUUCGAAUGGGACAAAAUAUUAUAAUAAUUCAGUAAUCACACGGGCAGCAGUUGUGGCGGUACUCUAUAGCUAAAACUCGACUCAGAAUCCCUAACGUCACUUCCUGUCCAAGGCCGGAAGACAUUUAAUGGAAUACACAGGAGCACAAGUCUUAUUUAUUUUGUAAAAUAUGUUUUUCUCUUAUAAUGUCUACAAUGUUAGGUAAUGGAGUGCCACUCCAUGUCUCGAUGUGAUUUAAGAAUGUUACAAAUCGUAUUUACGAAGGCAAACCGGUUCUCUAUACUUAACUACGAAAAUAUUGCAUUUAUUCGUAUUGAAUUCUACGUCGCGGAAAUUCACUUACCACGGUUGGGUAUGGGUAAGUUGUUGUAUGUAAGUUGUUAUAUGUAUCUAGUAGUAGUAGUACUUGGUAAUGUGUGUAGUAUCAAGAUGUAAGUUAUGUGCAUCUAGCAGUAGUAGCUGCAUCUUGCUAAUGUGUGUAACGUGUGUCACAUCACGUGGUCGACAGGUCAAGUUGCAGUUCCUUCUUUGGACACUGGGUGUCACUGCCGCCCGCACGGGGCUGGCCUUGCAGCCAGCGACCUUUUUAGUUUUGUUUUGUUUUUUUGAACGGUGAUGGAGGUUCCCCACAUAAUGAGCGGCUGCGUCUGCUGCAACUCAGCAACAAGUCUGCUGGGGGAAAUAAACACAGACUAUUCAGCAAGCAGGGCGGAGCCAUUAAGUGUACCAUUGCUUCUACGAAGGACUAUAUCCGAUUCCUUGCCAUCAUGAUCGUUUCAAGUCAAUGUAUGUGCCAUGUGUCAUGUCAGUCAAGGAUCACUAUGGCAACAGUGUCAUCACGUGACAUUGAAGUUUUGUAUGUUUUCGGUAUUUCAUUGCAGCGUUGAUUGACAUGCGCCUGGAUGUUUUUUUUUUAAGUGAGGCACAUCUGCAGUGACGUCACACUCUCCCUUGACAAAAAGUAGCGGGACAUACCCCGACUGCGGUGGGACAUCCCGCGUCUGUAGUGUCUUGGCGAUGACGAGGAGCAACAGAGUCGUGCUCGCUUCUUUUUGCAUGCACCCCCCCCCACACCCUCCGUCUCUCCUCUCCCCUCUCUCUCGCUGCAACCUCAGAUCACUUUUUAAGCCAGCCUGAGUGAAGAUUAUAACGGAGGCUGAAAAUACACCUUUCCCGGGACACAACAAGACAGUUAUGAAGUCAUGAGGCUGUUUUUGUGGCGGGGAUGGAGAGGAUGACAAAGCCCGGCGGGAGAUGAGCAAAGAGGAGCGGCGGCUGGGCGGACAGCGGAACACUGCACAAGUCUGCAUGCAAGUCUCCUCUUCUUCUUCUACUUCUUCUUCUUCCUCCUCCACGCCUGGCCCGGAGCUGACCGUGAAGAUGGGAUGUAAAUGGACGGGCCAAGGCGAGCAUCCCAUCUAGAAGCCUUCGGAGCGGCACCUAGCAGCGUGAUGGCUGGCGAGCUGCGGACAUGACUCCUGAGGCGGCUGACACGUGGACGCCGCGCUCGGAAUAAAACCUCAGCACCCGGGCGCAACCUUUUAACACACAAACCAUGAAGCCGUUAUGGUUUGGCCUCGAACUGAGCGCAUAUUUGUAAUCCCACUGUAGUGCCCUCCUCACCCCCGCCCCAUGUCACAAGUUUCCCAAGAAUUAUGGAAAUGUUGUGGAGGACGCUGACUUGGACAUUCAGCCUGGUAGUCAUGGCUGCUUCCCAAUUUCAGAGCGUCGAGCGACUUUCACCCAACUCUCAAGAGGAGUUCCUGUCCUACCUGCAGCACUAUCAGCUGACUGUCCCAGUUCGAGUGGACCAGAACGGAGAGUUCCUGAGCUACACUGUGAAGCACCACAGGCCCGGCCGACGGCGACGGGGCACGGUGGACCCCUCCCUGGGCCCGGAGGCGCCGGAGCCCCGGCUGUUCUACAGACUGUCCGCCUACGGCAAACACUUCCACUUGAACCUCACUCUCAACCCCCGCCUGGUCUCCAAGCACUUCACGGUGGAGUACUGGGGCCGCGACGGGCCAGAGUGGCGCCACAACACGGUGGACAACUGCCACUAUGUGGGCUUCUUGCAGAACCGGCACGGUGCCACCAGAGUGGCGCUCAGCAAUUGCAACGGCCUGCACGGCGUGAUCAGGACGGAGGAAGAGGAGUAUGUGAUCGAGCCACUGAGGAACAUAUCCUCCAGCAGCGCCUGGGAGCAAGAGGAAGCACAGCAACACGUUAUUUAUAAAGUCUCCGCCCUGCCUUGGUCCGAGGAGCACAGCCGGGAGUUCAGCUGCGGCAUUUCAGACCUCAUUAAAAGCCACGCCCCCAGCCCGGCCCCGGCCUCAGUGGGCCCCCACCGGCACCACGCCGCCGAUAUGCGGAACACGACACGCAGAAGCAGGCGCUCCAUCAGCAGUGAACGCUUCGUGGAGACGCUGGUGGUGGCCGACAAAAUGAUGGUGGGUUACCACGGACGCAAAGACAUCGAGCACUAUAUCCUGUCCGUCAUGAACAUUGUUGCCAAACUUUACCGUGAUGCCAGUCUAGGAAAUGUUGUCAACAUCGUCGUGACACGCCUCAUUGUUCUGACGGAAGAUCAGCCCAACCUGGAGAUCAACCACCACGCCGACAAGUCUCUGGACAGCUUCUGCAAAUGGCAGAAGUCCAUCCUGUCCCAUCACAGCCACGGAAACAGCAUCCCCGAGAAUGGCAUGGCUCACCAUGACAACGCCGUGCUCAUCACACGGUAUGACAUCUGCACCUACAAGAACAAACCCUGUGGAACCUUGGGCUUGGCCUCCGUGGCAGGAAUGUGUGAGCCGGAGCGGAGCUGCAGCAUCAAUGAAGACAUCGGACUCGGCUCCGCUUUCACCAUCGCACACGAGAUAGGCCACAACUUCGGGAUGAACCACGACGGCAUUGGGAACUCCUGCGGCACCAAAGGCCACGAGACGGCCAAGCUGAUGGCGGCCCACAUCACGGCCAACACCAACCCGUUCUCCUGGUCCGCCUGCAGCAAGGACUACAUCACCAGCUUCCUUGACUCAGGUCGGGGGACGUGUCUGGACAAUGAACCUCUGAAACGAGACUUCCUGUACCCAACAGUGGCUCCGGGGCAGGUGUAUGACGCAGACGAGCAGUGCCGCUUCCAGUACGGCGCAUCCUCACGACAGUGCAAGUAUGGGGAAGUGUGUAGAGAGCUCUGGUGCCUUAGCAAAAGCAACCGCUGUGUCACCAACAGUAUCCCCGCCGCCGAGGGAACGCUGUGCCAGACCGGCAGCAUCGAGAAAGGGUGGUGCUACCAGGGCGAGUGCGUGACCUUCGGGACCUGGCCCCAGAGCGUGGACGGCGGCUGGGGUCCCUGGUCGGCGUGGGGGGAGUGCAGCAGGACGUGCGGGGGUGGCGUCUCCUCCUCCGUGAGGCACUGUGACAGCCCAGCGCCUUCCGGAGGAGGGAAGUAUUGUCUCGGCGAGAGGAAGCGCUACAGAUCCUGUAACACCGCCGCCUGUCCUUCGGGAUCUCGUGAUUUUCGAGAGAAGCAGUGCGGCGACUUUGACAGCAUGCCGUUCCGUGGGAAAUACUACAACUGGAAGCCUUACACUGGCGGUGGCGUCAAGCCGUGUGCCCUCAACUGCCUGGCAGAGGGCUACAACUUCUACACCGAGCGUACCCCGGCUGUCAUCGAUGGUACCCGCUGUCAGGCAGACUCCUUGGACAUUUGCAUCAACGGCGAGUGCAAGCAUGUGGGUUGUGACAACGUGCUGGCGUCGGACGCCAAGGAGGAUCGGUGUCGUGUGUGCGGAGGCGACGGCAGCACCUGCGAGGCCACCGAGGGUCUCUUCAACGAGUCUCUGCCACGAGGAGGCUACAUGGAGGUGGUUCACAUCCCCAAAGGCUCCGUUCACAUCCAGAUCCGAGAGGUCACCAUCUCCAAGAAUUACAUUGCUUUGAAAUCCGAGGGGGACGAUUAUUACAUCAACGGCGCGUGGACCAUCGACUGGCCGAGGAAGUUCGACAUCGCCGGCACCGCCUUCCACUAUAAGAGACCCUCCGACGAACCCGAGUAUUUAGAAGCUCUCGGGGCCACCACGGAGAACCUGGUUGUCAUGAUCCUACUCCAGGAACAGAACCAGGGGAUCCACUACAGGUUCAACGUGCCCAUCCAGCGUACGGGCAGUGGUGACAAUGAGGUGGGCUUCUCCUGGUACCACCAGCCCUGGUCCGAGUGCUCAGCUACGUGUGCCGGAGGCUCCCAGAAGCAGGAAGUGGUGUGCAAGAGGCUCGAUGACAACUCGCUAGUCCAAAACAGCUACUGUGACACUGAAGGCAAACCUCCUGAGAAGCAGCGAGACUGCAACGCCGAACCGUGCCCGCCAGAGUGGUUCAUUGGAGACUGGACGGAGUGCGCUAAGACAUGCGAUGGCGGGAUAAGAACGAGAACGGUGCUCUGCGUCCGGAAGCUCGGUCCCGCAGAGGAAGAGACGCUGGAAGACACCCACUGUCUGACCCACAGACCCGUAGAACAGGAGGCCUGCAACAACCAGUCCUGCCCACCCAAGUGGAUCACGCUGGACUGGUCCGAGUGCACGCCAAAAUGCGGGCCGGGCUUCAAGCACCGCAUCGCCUUGUGCAAAAGCAGCGACCUGACUAAAACCUUCCCGCCCGCCCACUGUCCGAGCCACAAUAAGCCGCCGGUGCGAAUCCGCUGCAGCUUGGGUCGCUGUCCUCCUCCACGUUGGAUGGCGGGCGAAUGGGGGCAGUGCUCGGCGCAGUGUGGACUGGGACAGCAGAUGAGGACGGUUCAGUGUCUGUCCUACACGGGGCAGCCUUCCAAUGAGUGCGCCGAGACCCUCCGACCCGCCGCCAUGCAGCAGUGCGAGAGCAAGUGCGACGCCACGCCCGUCUCCAACGGCGACGAGUGCAAAGACGUCAACAAGGUGGCCUACUGCCCGUUGGUGCUCAAGUUCAAGUUCUGCAGUCGGGCCUACUUCCGUCAGAUGUGCUGCAAGACCUGCCAGGGCCACUGAAGACCCACCUGGACGGGAGCGCCGACGGCGAGGUUCUUCGGAAAGGAAGCCAAACCACGGACACAAAACUCUUCACUUCUGUGAAGUGGAGCUCGGAGGAGGACGGGUUGGUGAUGUUAUUUUAUUAUAAUAAUAAUUCCUGAUAUCCUUGGUAGUCCUUCUCCGACUUUCAUCAAAUCCAAAGUGCUGGACACUCAACCCCCCGCCCCCCGCCCCGCCCCCUGCAAGGACGGACACUGUGAGUGCUGUUGCCGGGAGGACUUUUGGCUUGGCUGCACUUUUUGUGUAAAUACUUUUUUUGCCAAGAAGUUAAGACAGACAUCUGUGUACUGUAUAUUUAUUGUACUACAUGUCACAUAGUAGCCUACUGUCUUUCAAUGUGAGUCUUAUCCUAUCGAUAUGAUGUAUGAUUUAUCAUUUAUCAUCUUCAUACACGCAAUCACCUGCUUGUAGGAGGGAGGACGUUUAGGGUGCCUUUGAUUGCUAACUCCGAUCAUUUCGAGCAACUUAGCAACAAUUUUACCAGAUUGUCCAAAAAAAAAACCAUUGCGUUCACACUUGUCAUGUUCGCUUACUUUGAAAGGAAUGUGGUGUGUUUGCUCCGCUAGUACAACCCAAACAGAUGCCGCUCUUGAAAAGUAUAUUUUACAAGCAUUUGGUGGCUAAUAUCAAAUGAAGCUAGGUAUUUAACCUGGCGGAUUCUGUUACAAAAGCUGCUAACUUACUCUAUCAGUGCUUCUCAAAUAGAGUGGCGAGCCACCCAGAAGACAUGUAAGAAGCUGUCAGGUUAUUCACACUGAGCAAUAGUAUUCUUAGUAGUAUUCCAGAAGGCCCGCCCAAUACCUGGUCUGGUCCGCCCCUGCACACGCACUGGGCUCCAAACACGAGAGGUGGGGGCACUGGACAUCGAGCUAAAAGCCAGGGCUUUCGUUCUGGGAUGCUAAAAAAUCAGCAAGAAAGUACGCGCCAAGUAUCUUUUUCACAUUUUGUUCCGGAUCAGAGUAGCAAAGCGCAAGUGUGAACGCAGACUAAAAAAAGAAGAGUCAGCAAAGUUUCAAAAAUGAUCUACGGAACCACUGGAUUGGCCUGGAUUAGCGGCAAUUUACAUAUUCUUACACUUGACUCAUGAAGGAUGGACUUUUUUUGUUUAGUUCAGGAUAGCGCCACCUAGUGGACAUCAUCACAUGCUAAUCUGCUAACAAUGGUUACCCCCCAAAAAAUCACCCUUUCCCAUCCUGCUGGAUCCAAGCCACGUGUAAUAGAAAAUAAUAACAUUAGCUGCUCAUGUCGGUUGAUACCUCACACUGGGAUUGGUUUCAGUAUCGUCUCAGCAGCAAAAAGGAUGCUGACGCUGUAACGUGAUCCCCACGACCCAGAAGCCAUCACUGCUGGAAAGGGAAUCAUCCCAUUUCUGUCUCUUUUUUUUUUUUUUUUUUGCUGCUGCUACUUUUUUUUUGUUUUCCCAAACCUUGAAGGAGGGCCGCCGUCAAGGAGGGGUGGGGGGGGGACAGCAGAGUCCUUGCUAGCGUAGCGUGUAGCCAAAGCGCAUCAUGCCAUGAGAUAUUAAUCAUUCAUAUCCUCUCAUUCUUCUGGAAAUGAUGAUCAUUUAUUGCUGUCCGAUGUGUUUCAUCAGUUAGGAAAGUGAAAGAAAUGCUGUGGUACACCCCGUGCCCCCCCCCCCCCCCCCAUUUUUUAAAAAAGGUAGAGACAAUAAAA
Messenger RNA from Doryrhamphus excisus (bluestripe pipefish), 7076 nucleotides. RefSeq names its product ADAM metallopeptidase with thrombospondin type 1 motif, 6 (gene adamts6). The record is from RefSeq and is a predicted model, not a curated record. Gene Ontology annotation, molecular function: metalloendopeptidase activity. Lineage: Eukaryota; Metazoa; Chordata; Actinopteri; Syngnathiformes; Syngnathidae. Gene Ontology annotation, biological process: proteolysis; extracellular matrix organization. Gene Ontology annotation, cellular component: extracellular matrix.